AUGCAGUCCGAGAAUUGGAAUUCAAUUGGUGGUCUAUGCGAUUACUAUCGACUUCCUCCAUCAGAGCUGCCUGCUCAACCAACUGACAUUUCCUCAAACAUCAGUCCCUUCGUCUCCAUCUCCGAGCCGAGUGCUGUGCACUCUGACGUUACCGGCCCCAGAGCCUCUGCAACUCCAGCCUCAUCGACUAUGGUCGACUCUAUUUCUGUGACUUCUUACUCUGGCCUGAAAACUGCUUCUAGAGUAAAGCCAACUUCCAGCAUCACCAGCCUUAUCUCAGCCUCAGCAAGCCAAGUUUCUCGAGGAAAAGUAAACUGUUCUUCGAGCGAUUCCGGCCCUUCUAAUCAGCCAGAAACAUAUCCUACACCCUCUAACUAUUUUACUGUUGGACCUAUGGCUCCUUUAAAACGGCCCCGACUUUCUACCGUUGGCUUUUCUUCUGUCGAUGUAUCUGCCGAACAUGAGCCUAUUACCACUCAGCCUCAUACUGAUGAUCGUUUUGAAUACGACCCUCAAUCAUCUAGCAUCUCUUCUCACAUUAGCUCCCAUUCUUGCCUCUCUUAUCAGCCGCAUAAUAGUGCUGAAGGAUGUGACGACAAUUCUCUUAAAAUUUUAACUAAGCAUCAACCUUACAUACACCUUAACCAUCAUCGUAAGGAGCAAAAAGGACAGCAAAUUGAUAUCCAUUCUCCUAGUAGCCAAUCACUUCCUGCUUCCUUAUCUACGCAUGUGCUACCCCCUGAAUCCUCCCACUUUCCUGUAACUUCAUCGUCUGUUUCUCAGUUAUCAUCUUGUUCAAUCUCUUCUAAUCCUAUUGUUUCCCACGAUGCGUUUUCAUUACCUAUAUCGUUAUCACAAUCGUCAUCUUUUUCACGAUCUCGAAAUAAUCUGAUCAGCAUUAGUCAGCAUCGACGAUUGCAGCAUACAGAGGCGAAAUAUACUAUACAUCAAGACUUCUAUGUCGAUCCCCUCGUUCGUGGAGCGGGUAAAUUAGACAGUACAAUUCCUGACAGCCUUCCAGGAAGUGAGUCUGAACAUGAAUCUGUUGAACUAGAGGAAGACGAAGAGGAAGUAGAGGACAUAGACGAGGUGGGGAUCCAAGAUAUUGGUGAUGAGAAAGAUAAAGUUUUAGGCAGCUACGGCAAUGGAGAUGAAGAGGAAGACUAUGAAUACGAUGAUGAUGAGGAGAGGGGUGUUGAAAUUGAUUCUCAUGACUACGAUGACGAUGAGGACAUAGAGACUCACAAUAACGCCGAGGUUUCAGCUUUAGAUGAAUAUUUAGGCUCAGCAGACAAAGGCAUAUUUUCAAUUUUUGAUGGAAUUGACAGUGAUUACGGAGAUGACGAUGAGGAUGAUGAGGAAGACGAUGAUGUGGAAGAGGAAAAGCUUGAAACUGAGCUGGAAGGACAAGAAGAUUUAGAAAAUGAAUAUGAUGAUGGUAUCGACAAUGAUGAUGUUUAUGUUGAGGAUUAUGACUAUGGUUCAGAGGAAUCAGAUGCACAUAUUGAUUUCACUAGACAGAAUCAAACUGAAGUGUUUGCAAAGCAGAUUGGUCACAAUUCUAUAAAGGCUAGAAAGUGGGUCUCCUCGGAGGGCAAUGAAUUCGAGACUAAUGAAAAGACUUCUGCUCGAACAGGGACUUGUGAUACUAACUUGCCUGGUCUUGAACAACAAGAUAUCUUUAGUCCA
Messenger RNA from Protopolystoma xenopodis, 1689 nucleotides. NCBI's taxonomy places the organism in Eukaryota, Metazoa, Platyhelminthes, Monogenea, Polystomatidea, Polystomatidae. The record is from the annotation of a GenBank genome assembly.